Molecule: messenger RNA, 2041 nt
Organism: Scatophagus argus
Lineage: Eukaryota; Metazoa; Chordata; Actinopteri; Scatophagidae
Gene: hs3st1
Product: heparan sulfate (glucosamine) 3-O-sulfotransferase 1
Exons: 2
Coding region: 451-1368 (305 amino acids)
Molecular function (GO): [heparan sulfate]-glucosamine 3-sulfotransferase activity
Source: RefSeq, a predicted model, not a curated record
AUACCGUAACAUUACAAUAAGGAGGAGGGUGGUCCUGCAGGCGUAAUGUAGGCGUACGCUUCCAUACAACAGCUGACAGUCAAAAACCCGGAGGACCGUCUGGGUGCGAAGCACAGCACAGACGAGGCGCUCCGGUUAAGUUGCCCACCGGACGGACGCGGGUUUUACGCGUUGGGAAGGAGACCACGGAGAGACGGCGCGGAGCUGGGUCGGUUUUGGAUCGCCCGUUUGGAAGUAUCGCUGCCGGAAACAGAGAAGCCAAAUCUGCUCGAAAUGCAAUCUGUGUCAAGUGGACGAUUGUAGUUGAAAAGUUCCCGCUGCUGGCAGAGAAGAGUUCAUUUUAUUUGCUUUUCAACUGGACCAUUGUCUUCAGGCAGCUGCUCUUUCAAUGUGGGAUACAGUUUUGUUGCUUUCGCCAGGCUGAAAUCCUCCAGGGUCAGGACCUCCCUCAUGGCAGUCUUCCUCCUUGGGCUGCUCCUUUUUGGAAUGCAGUCUCCCCCCAUCCCCUCCAGGCCCGUGGCUGAUGAGGAGCUACCCACGCCCCCCACCUCAUCACCCGCCGACAACGGGACCACCAGCCACCCAAACGGGACCCUCCAACAACUUCCUCAGAUUAUAAUUAUCGGUGUGAGGAAGGGGGGGACGCGGGCGCUGAUAGAGAUGCUCAGCCUGCACGGUGCCGUGGCAGCAGCUCAGAACGAGGUGCACUUCUUCGACUGGGAGAGUCACUUUCAGAAGGGCUUGCCCUGGUAUCUCAGCCAGAUGCCCUACGCCUUCCCCGACCAGCUGACGGUAGAGAAGACGCCGGCGUACUUCACCUCCAGCAAAGUCCCCAAACGUAUCCAUCAGAUGAACCCCGACAUAAAGCUGCUGCUCAUUCUCAGAGACCCCACAGAACGAGUGCUGUCGGACUACACCCAGGUCUUUUACAACCGUCUCCAGAAGCACAAGCACUACCAGCCCAUCGAGUCAGUUCUGGUGAAGGACGGCGAGAUCAAUUUGGGAUACAAGGCGAUCAAUCGCAGCCUGUAUUACGUACACAUGCAGAACUGGUUGAAAUACUUCCCACUGGAGAACAUGCACGUUGUGGACGGGGACGAGUUGAUCAGGGACCCCUUCCCCGAGAUGAAAAAGGUGGAGAGAUUCUUAAAGCUGGAACCGCAGAUAAACACGUCGAAUUUUUACUUCAACAAAACUAAAGGAUUCUACUGUUUGAGAGACCACGGGCGAGAACGGUGUUUACAUGAUUCAAAAGGCAGGGCUCACCCUCAUGUGGCGCCUGCCAUCCUGCAAAAACUCUACCAGUUCUUUCACGAACCCAACAAGAAGUUCUUUGAGCUAGUGGGUCGAACAUUCAAUUGGAAUUGAACGCUCGAGUCUCAGUAAUUCAGUGUAGGGUUGUUUGGGAAUAAUCUCCUUGAGCUGCCCUGUUUUCCUCACUAACUGCAGAUGAAGAGUCGAAGCUAAUGUAAAUUUAAACUAAAUCUAUUUUUGUACUAGUAUGUUUGAUACAGGAGUAUGAUGGAGCCAAAUAUCAGGGCAGAUGGCAGUUCAUGACAUGCUGUGUUAAUGCAUCUUUUGGUUUUUUCCCUCUUCACUGUCAAACAUAUGCAUAUUAUUCUCUCUGGCUGCUGUUCAGCUUGUCUGAUCAAAGCAGACGACAUAAUACUGACAACUGAUAAUGACAUUCAGACUUUAGAUUGUGCCAGCUAAUGUGUUAUAUAAAGGACCAGAAAGUUUACUGUUGUCAUACCUUCAUGUUUUGCUUCAUAUAAUAUGACAUGAUUAACAUCUCACUGUAUUUAGAGCUCUGAAGGACCUUUACCUGCUGCUAAUGAUUUUCUCAGUCACUUUCAGGCACAAGCUGUACUGAAUACUUAGUUGUUCUUAUUGUUACUCAAGUGUUUCUUUAAUGUAAGAAUCAGUUAUAUAAAUGCUCUGUGCACAUCAUACAUUUGGUGAUCAUUGCGGUGUACUGUAAAUAAUUUUUUUCAAAAAAAGUGAAGAAUUAAUACCAUAAUAAAGAUGUAUUUUAUUUUUA